CAGGAGAUUGGGCGGGACCUGGGGGCGGUGCUGGAGGCGCUCGCGUCCAAGGCCGACGCGGCGGGCGUGGAGCGGGCGCUGGGGCAGCUGCGGCGCGAGGCGGACGAGCGGGCGGCGGUCGCAGAGGCGGAGCUGCGCGGCCUGGCCGGCGCGGUGGGCGGCAAGCUGGACGUGGCCACGUUUUUGGCCGCGAGCGCGGCGCGGGCGCGGGCGCUGGAGGCGCGGAGCGCGGCGCUGGCGGCGGGGGCGGCGGGACUCGGGGGCCCGUCGUCGUCGGGCGACAUGGACGACUGA
Monoraphidium neglectum is the source of this 294-nucleotide messenger RNA. RefSeq lists its product as hypothetical. The record is from RefSeq and is a predicted model, not a curated record. The transcript has a single exon. The annotation marks the transcript as partial. NCBI's taxonomy places the organism in Eukaryota, Viridiplantae, Chlorophyta, Chlorophyceae, Sphaeropleales, Selenastraceae.